AUGCAGUCCGUAAUCAUCGUCGGUGCAGGACCGUCCGGCCUUCUCUUAGCUUUGUAUCUAUCACGAGCAGGCAUCAAUGUCCGAGUCCUGGAGGCUUCCACCAAGCCAGACAGGCAGCCGAGAGCAACACACUACGGCCCAGCUGCCGUGCAUGAGUUACGUCGGUCUGGGAUUCUAGAGGCAAUGAAGCAGAGAGGAAGCUUCUCACCGAAGACCGUAUCAUGGCGUGCAUGUGAUGGGUCGCUACUAGCUGCCCUGCCAAAGCCACCUCCUCCGUCCAGUUCCAGUGGUAACGCAGCUCCGCCGGACGGCGUUGUAAGCUUGCCGCUGAACCUCGUGGUAGAGAUCCUAAUGGACGCCAUCGAGGCCCAGCCGACCGCUCAGGUGGAGUUUGGCUGCCGCGUUGUUGAUGUCGGCCAGGACUCGGAGGGUGACUCUGCUUGGGUCGAAGCCGUGAAGGACAGUGACGGUGAGAAACAAACUCGCAUUGAGGCAUCGUAUAUCGUUGGCUGCGAUGGUGCCAGCAGCUCGGUCCGUAACUCGCUCUUCGCCAAGUCAUUCCCGGGCUACACGUGGGACACUUGGCUCGUCGCAGUGAACGUACACUUUCAUGACGUUGAGGCAUACAAUAUGGCCUUGUCUGAUGUCAAUUUCCUAAUCCACCCCAGCAACUGGUGUAUGAUAGCCCGGGUUGGUGGUCCUGAGAGUUUGUUCCGAGUCACCUACGGUGAACCAGGGAACAUGUCCAAAGAAGCGUGUGCCGACAAAGAGAGGACUCUCGAACGGCUGCAGGCUAUCUUGCCCGCUCACUUAUCAGACCGUUCCCAGUUUGAAGUGGUUUCGUCAAGUCCCUACCGUGUCCACCAGCGAUGCGCACCAAAGUUUCGGGUCGGUCGUGUCUUGUUGGCAGCAGACGCCGCUCAUCUAUGCAAUCCCAUGGGCGGAAUGGGGCUUACCAAUGGAAUGGUUGACGUCGGUGGCCUGGCAGACUGUCUUAUCGGGAUUCAUCGCGGAGUUGCGGGGGAAGACAUACUUGACAAGUAUGACUCCGUUCGUAGGGGCAUAUUUCAGAAUGUUGUGGACAGCAUCACCGCCGCGAACCUCAAGCGGAUUAUGCAAGAUUCGAGUGAAGCCCUUGAGGCAGAUCCAUUCCUUCGAGCCUGUCGCGAGGCGUCACAGAGCCCUGAGAAUGCCGCCAUGUUGGCAAACGUUAUGAGGGCUCCGGCAAAGCUAAAGCACGACUUCACUCAGUAUUAUGUUUCUGAGCCCGAAAACAGCUCUCAAGGCUGCGACCUUGGUAUGACAUUCUCCCCCUCGAGUUCCUCGCGGCAGGUUCCAGUAUGCUAUGAAUCCUCGAUGGCCGAUGACAAGCCCAUCCGCGUAUCGCACUGGCGGCUCGUCCGUGAGCCUGCGCUGGUUACCCACGAGAUAGUCACGCACGACUGGAAGGGCGAAGGGACCUCUGAUGAUCCUUACCUCAUCGACUUCAUUCCCAAUGAUCCACGGAACCCAGUCAACAUGCCCACAGGCGCACGGUGGCUCGUCGCAGCCCUCAACGCCUUCGCAACCCUAGCGAUGACAUUUGCCUCGUCCGCCUACACAAGCAGUGUGGGAAACCUGCAGAAAGAGCUGGGCGUCAGCAAUGAGACCGCCUUUCUGGGCACGUCGCUCUUCGUACUGGGGUUCGCUCUGGGCCCGCUGGUGUGGGCGCCGCUGAGCGAGGCAUUCGGCCGGCGUCCCGUGUUCCUGGCCACGUAUGGCGCCUUCGUGGCGUGCAACGUCGCCGCCGCGCUGCCGGACAACAUCUUUGUCAUUGUCGUGUUUCGCGGCUUGGGCGGCGCGCUGGGCUCCUCGUCGCUAGUGAACUCUGGCACAGUGGUCGCGGACAUGUUCUCGCUUGCGGACCGUGGCCGUGUCAGUGCUGUGUUCUCUGGCGCUCCGUUCCUGGGCCCGGUGGUUGGUCCUAUUAUUGGUGGGUUCCUGAGCCAAAGCUCGGGCUGGAAGGGCGUUGGCGUCCUCAUUACUGGGGUGACGGGUGCUUUGUGGAUGCUGUACUACUUCCUCGUCCCGGAGACCUAUGCCCCUGUUCUCUUGCGGAUGCGAGCUACACUCCUAACGAGGACGGACCCACGGGGGAAAGUCUUUCAAUCUCGCAUGGAUAAGGCUAAGGGUGUCAAGUCUACUUGGGAAUUGUUGAAGACAUCCAUGGUCCGGCCAUUCUUGCUCCUCUUCUCGGAAACAAUCGUCAGCAUUCUUUCUCUUUACAUGGCCAUCAUAUUUGGAGCCAUGUACAUGAUGUUCGCUGAGUUUCCUAUCGUCUUCCAGCAAGGCUUCGGCCUGUCACCUGGCUUUAGUGGCCUUGCAUUCCUUGGCAUUGCAAUUGGGAUGGUCUUUGCCCUUGUCUUCAUGCUCUUCCAAAACAGGGCAUAUAUCAAGAUAGCCAAGGCCUCACCUGGUGGAAGAGCUCCGCCUGAGACCCGGCUUGGACCUGCGCGUCUGGGUGCUGUCAUGGCACCCAUCGGCCUGGCCAUCUUUGCCGUGACGAACUCUCCAGAAUUUCCAUUCGUUGUUCCAGUUGCAGCAACCGUACCGUUUGGCUUCGGCAUGGUCAUCAUCUUUCUCAGCCUCCUCAACUACCUGGUCGACACAUACACUGUGUACGCCGGCUCAGCCAUCGCCGCAGCCACUGCAAUACGAUCUAUAUUCGGAGCUGUCUUCCCCUUGUUCACCAGGAUCAUGUUCGAAAAGCUCGGAGUUCAUGCUGGUGCAGCUGUGCCAGCAGCUUUGGCAGCGAUAUGCGUCCCGUUCCCCUUUCUCUUCAUUCGAUACGGCAAGCAGAUACGAGAAAAGGCAAAAUUCGCCACAGAAGCCAGAGCAUUGGCGCUGAAAAUGAUGGGACAGGCAAAGCCCGAAGAGAAGAAGCCCCGACCAUUGUCUGAUGGCCAUGGACCGACGGGCAAGGAAGAAUGGCAAUGCUAUGGGAGGUAUUGUCUCGGGUGCAGUGUCGAUGAAGAGAACCUGUUCACCUGCAGGAAUGCAAGUCUGUAUGAAGAUAAAGGGAACGCAAGCUUGUACGAUGAGAAGAUUUCAAAUAAGUAA
Messenger RNA from Diaporthe amygdali, 3099 nucleotides. RefSeq lists its product as uncharacterized. NCBI's taxonomy places the organism in Eukaryota, Fungi, Ascomycota, Sordariomycetes, Diaporthales, Diaporthaceae. The transcript is spliced from 5 exons. The record is from RefSeq and is a predicted model, not a curated record. Gene Ontology annotation, molecular function: transmembrane transporter activity; FAD binding. Gene Ontology annotation, biological process: transmembrane transport. Bases 1 to 3099 code for a protein of 1032 amino acids.